AUGAAGAUUUGCGUGACAACCGCUCUUUCAAUCGCACUCCUUCUGGGUAACUCUGUCAAGCUCCGAGCUUCCGUUACUGGGCCGGUUCCCUUGGACGGUGAUGGUCCUGCGUCUCAGGUGUGUCAGCAGUGCUGCCAGGGACUUGCUGCCAUACCCGGCAUACCAGGUCUGCCUGGACCAGCAGGCCAGAUGGGGCCGUACGGUCAGCCGGGGUCAAAGGGCGUUGCAGGUCAACAAGGUCAAAAGGGUGAGAUUGGCCCUAUGGGUGAGCGGGGAGCGCCUGGGAACAUUGGGUCUAAAGGUGACGAUGGGAUUGGCCUACCUGGAAAGAUAGGUCCGAGAGGUCCCCCUGGUUUAGUUGGAACAACCGGGGAAACUGGUUUCAAAGGUCAGAAGGGUGAGCCAGGGGAGACACCAGACGACUCCAACGAGCGGGUAGCAUUUACCGUGGUGAGGACGAGCGCCUCGGAUACCUCUACGAGUCACGACACCCGUUUACCAUUCCAGGAGACCGAGACGCUUUUGCCGGGUACCAGCUUCGAUCUCGAGACUGGCACAUUUACCUGUACUGUGCCGGGCACCUACGUGUUCAUGUUUUCUAUGUGCAAACUUAAUGACGCGACAAUUGCACACAUUCAUCUUCGAAAAAAUAACGACUGGGUUGCCUCUGGCCAAAGCUAUGAUAGAAGUCACCAUGAGCAAAUGUCUGGAAGCGCGGUGUUGGUUCUGCAGCGAGCAGACACGGUGUAUCUGACUAUAUACGGUAGGGUGCUUGGUGGAUUCACCAAGCACUACACCUCAUUCAGUGGCUUCCUCCUUUACCCCGAAUAGACUAACAUUAACCACGCAUACAAUUAUGCAGGGAAUCACACGCAUUGCCGAAUUUUCAAUCGCUCCAAGUAAUUGUAAAAUAGAAAUUUCGAUAUAACAUAAAUUAGUUUACAUGCAUAUGUAACUGUUGUAACAUAUGUAACAUUUGUACUGUUAUUAGCGCAUUCGUAGAUCCAUUUAACGGCAUUAGAUUCGCGAAGGGUUUUUGGUGCUUAAUUAGCACUGCAAGUCUGUAUGUGUCUUUAAUUAUUUGUUUCAUCAUACCUAUUGGCGGCCAUUCAAACUUUUUAAUGUUUUU
This is a messenger RNA of Patiria miniata (bat star), 1129 nucleotides long. RefSeq names its product collagen alpha-1(X) chain-like. Lineage: Eukaryota; Metazoa; Echinodermata; Asteroidea; Valvatida; Asterinidae. The coding region runs from base 1 to 831 and encodes 276 amino acids. The transcript has a single exon. The record is from RefSeq and is a predicted model, not a curated record. Gene Ontology annotation, molecular function: protein binding.